Messenger RNA from Vespa mandarinia (Asian giant hornet), 3186 nucleotides. RefSeq names its product peroxisomal biogenesis factor 5 (gene Pex5). Gene Ontology annotation, cellular component: peroxisomal membrane; cytosol. The record is from RefSeq and is a predicted model, not a curated record. Gene Ontology annotation, biological process: protein import into peroxisome matrix, docking. Lineage: Eukaryota; Metazoa; Arthropoda; Insecta; Hymenoptera; Vespidae. Gene Ontology annotation, molecular function: protein binding.
AAUAUAUGCUUGCAAAAAGAAAUUUAUCGUUAAUUAAAGAAAAACAUUCUUUUUUAGAUCUGUUUAAAUAGUUAUUGAGAAUAUGAAGUUGAAAACAUCGAUUGUUAUUCUGUCCAUACAAAUUAACUUGUUAUAUAAUAUAUAUAGUUUCUAUGCAUAGAGAUUGUAUUCCCAAUUCAUGUGAAUUGGGCCGGCUGUGUUAACGGCUUAACAUGGCCUAACAUUAUCUUCUUCGAUCGCAUUAUAUGACAGUGACUUGCUAUGGUCUUUUUAUGCACGUCACACUUGCUUACCAUACCAAUUACAUUUUAAACAAUUAAUCAAUGUUGUUUCAAUAUUAAAUGCGCAUACAUAUGUCUAAAUAUUAGUAUUUGACAUAGCAUAAACUGAUUGCAUUAAAAGAAAGAGUAAAUAAAUUACUAGAUUAUUAUUAUUAGUGAAACGAAGUGUACACCAUUUUUAAAAUACAGCUCACAAUAUCCCACAUUGACGGUCGAUAUAAAAACAAAAAUGGACUUUUUAUGCAGUUGUACAAAGUUCCAGAUGUGAUGUGUCACUUUUGAUGUGUAUGCUCCUUCCUUUUCUCUUAUCAUCUAUCUCUAUUCGUCGACAGGAGACGUGCGUGAAUAGCUCGAAAGUAAAUAUUAAAUUUAUACAAAUUUGUUUUCUACAGUUAAAAAAAAACACAAUGGCAUUUCAUGAAUUAGUAGAAGGAGAAUGUGGUGUUCCCAGUUCAUUAAUUCGCCUUACAUCACAUUUUGUGAAAGAUCAUGGCUUCAAGGAAGAAGGAAUACAUCGUCCUUUUAUACCACCAGAAUCAUUUCAAGCCACAGAUUCUGAACAGUUAGUGAAACAAUUUAUCGAAGAAACGUCAUGUCCACAAACAUUUCGAAUGGAUAAUUUAUUACAAGAGAUGCGUGAAAUCGAUCAAAAUAUUCAACCACCUGUAGCAGCGCCAGGAGUAGUUAAGGAAUUAACUGGUUUAGAUACCUCUUGGGCAAAUCAAUAUUUAGAAUCUGGAAGACACUUUGAUGAACAUCACACGGAUGAUAUUUGGAAUACAUCAGUAAUAAAAAACAAUCAAAUUCCUAUCAUUCAAGCUCAAGAAACUCACGAAUUUGGAUUGGAUCCAAAAUGGGCAGAAGAAUAUUUAGAACAUAGCAUAGAUAAUGUAGAAAACAAUAUUCCCAAGCAUGAAGUAGCAGAAACAAUAGAAAAUAAUGAAAAUUCUAAUUUAGUGUAUUCUAAAUUUAUGAAAUUUAUGAGACAGGAGGGUGAAGUUCCAAUAAAAAAUGUUGAAUUGUCAUUACCAGAUUCUAAUAAUACAGAGGAUAAUUGGCCAGAAGGAUAUGUCAAGCAAAAACGUAAUGAAAAUAUAUCUGAGAAUAGUAACAAUGAAAAUAAAGUUUUGAAUCAAGUAGAAGAAGAUUUAUCUGUAGCUGGUACUUGGAUCGAUGAAUUUGUAAAGGAAAAUAUAUUUUCUGCGGAUGUUGACAAUUACGAGUCUACAUUUUGGACGCGUCUUCAAAAUGAAUGGGAUAAGAUAUCAUCAUCGGAUGAUAUUUCUACCGUACAUCCAUGGAUAUCAGAAUAUGAAGCGUAUUACGAUCCAUUUAAGGAUUACGCGUUUCAUAAUGAGAAUCCUAUGAAGAAUUUACCUGAUGCAUUAGGGGAAGGUAUAAAAAGACUGAAUGUAGGUGAUUUAUCAAGUGCAGUUCUUUGUUUUGAAGCGGCGGUACAACAAGAUGAAAAUAAUUCUGAAGCUUGGUUACUUCUUGGCAAGACUCAAGCAGAAAAUGAACAAGAUCCCUUAGCUAUUUCUGCGUUAAAACGUUGCCUGAAACUUGACCCUUUAAAUGGGACAGCCCUUAUGGCCCUUGCAGUUUCUUAUACAAAUGAAUCUUAUCAAAAACAAGCAUGUUUAACACUAAAAGAAUGGCUAUUGAAGAAUGAGAAAUAUAAGCAUCUUUCGAUUUCAAAAACUGUCACAGAGCACAACCCAAGAUCCAGUGUAUCAACAAUUUUAUUUGAUGAUGUACACAAGGAAGUACAAAAAUUAUAUAUACAAGCAGCUAGAAUGAUUCCUCGAGACCAAAUAGAUGCCGAUGUGCAAUGCGGUCUUGGUGUAUUAUUCAAUUUAUCCAGCGAAUAUGAUAAAGCUGCUGAUUGCUUUCAAGCUGCUUUACAAGUUCGACCUGAUGAUUCUAGAUUAUGGAAUCGAUUAGGAGCGACAUUAGCCAAUGGUCAGCGUUCAGAAGAAGCAAUAAAUGCGUACCAUCGUGCCUUAGAAUUAUCGCCAGGUUUUAUCAGAGCACGUUAUAAUCUUGGAAUCUCUUGUGUUAAUUUAGGAGCAUAUAAAGAAGCUGGAGAACAUUUACUAACAGCUUUGAAUCAACAAGCUGCUGGUAGAGGAGUUCAAGGAGAAUACAUAACACCUAAAGCAAUGUCGAACACGAUAUGGUCAACUCUCAGGCUAGUUUUAUCAUUGAUGCACAAAUAUCAUUUGAAUGAAGCCAUAGAAAAUAGAGAUUUGUCAAAGUUAAAUAAAGAAUUUGAGAUUGUAUAGGCAGUUCCUGCCUUUAGCAGAAAAUACAGAGAUAGCAAUGAUUUGAGCAUGAAAUAACUGCAUUAUUAUAUAUAAAGGCAUGUAUACUUCUGGAACCUCUGGGAUGUAGUUAUUAUAAAAGAAAUAUGGUUUUUUCAUUAUUGAGAUAUAGAAUAAAUGAAAUAAAAGAUAUUUUAAAUAAAUCACGAAACAGUUAUAUAUAUGCGUGUAAUUGUACAUGACAUAACGUUCAAACAACUUUUCUAUUUAUAUAUAUUUUGAUCUUACAAGGGUGAUUUUGAUACUAUAUUUACAUAUAUAUAACACACAUCAUGAAAAUAGUACUGGAACUUAACCACAAUGGAAUUUAUUAAUUGUUCUAAUACAUGAAUUAUUAAGUUCAACUGUAAUAAUCUUGUUGGAUGAAAAUAUUAUUACUUUCAUAACUCAGUUGUAAUAUCAUUAAAGUUAUCAUACUCAAUUAUGAAGUUGUUGUGAAGAAACAGUUAUUAGCGAAGUUUAUUGUUGUGCCAAUUUAUUGUUGAGACAAAUAAUUCACUAUUCUAUACAGAUUAAAUGAAUGGAAAACACAGUGCGAUGAAAAAUAACACAAUUAUAUAAAUAAAAAAAUUAAUCUUUAA